Cavia porcellus (domestic guinea pig) is the source of this 2178-nucleotide messenger RNA. It is a transcript of the gene Ifit3, whose product is annotated as interferon induced protein with tetratricopeptide repeats 3. The record is from RefSeq and is a predicted model, not a curated record. Gene Ontology annotation, cellular component: cytosol. Gene Ontology annotation, biological process: defense response to virus. Lineage: Eukaryota; Metazoa; Chordata; Mammalia; Rodentia; Caviidae. Gene Ontology annotation, molecular function: protein binding. The coding region runs from base 171 to 1622 and encodes 483 amino acids. The transcript has 2 exons.
CUUAGAAAUCCAGAGAAGGCAUCAGCUAGUACAUUUCUCCCACGCCUAUCUCCUCAUUAUAUAUUCUCUUCCACGUUUACUGCGGACAGACCAGGAAGAUUUCUGAAGAGCAAAUCAGUCCGGGCGGCAGCUUUUUGGAACAGCUGAAAGACAGGUUGCAGAUUGCCGUCAUGAGUGAGAUCACUAAGAGUUCACUGGAGAAAAUCCUUCCACAACUAAAAUGCCACUUCACCUGGAAUUUAUUCAAGGAAAAGGAUGUUUUAUCUCAUCUAAAUGACAGAGUGUGUAACCAGAUUGAAUUGCUAAGCACAGAAUUCAAAGCAACAAUGUACAACUUGUUGGCCUACCUGAAACAUCUGCAAGGUCAAAACGAUGCAGCCCUGGAAUGCUUACAGCAAGCUGAAGAGUUAAUUCAGCAAGAACACCCUGGGCAAGCAGAAAUCCAGAGUAUGGUCACCUGGGGAAACUACGCAUGGAUCUACUACUACAUGGACCAGCUUGAAAAGGCUCAGACUUACGUUGACAAGGUGAAGCAGGUCUGUGUGAAGUUUUCAAAUCCCUACAGUAUUGAAUGCCCUGAGCUUGACUCUGAGGAAGGAUGGACACAACUGAAGUGUGGAAGAAAUGAAAGGGCAAAGAUAUGUUUUGCGAAGGCUCUGGAAGAGAAACCUGACAACCCAGAAUUCUCUUCUGGGCUAGCAAUUGCAGUGUACCAACUAGAUGCUAAGCCAUGGAAGCAGUUCCCUGACAGGGCUCUGAGGCAGGCUAUUGAGCUGAGUCCUGAGAACCAAUAUCUCAAAGUUCUCUUGGCCCUGAAACUUCAGAAAACAAAUGAAGAAGCGGAAGCAGAACAAUUGAUUGAAGAGGCCCUAGAGAAAGCUCCUCAAAAAGCAGAUGUCCUUCAAACUGCAGGCAAGUUUUACAGAAAAAAAGGUAACCUAGACAAAGCUAUUGAGCUCUUCCUAAGGGCCUUGGACUCCACCCCAAACAAUAGCUACCUCUAUUUUCAUAUUAUAUGCUGUUAUAGGGAUAAAAUUAUGCAAUUGCAGAAAACAGGAGAAUCUGAAGCCAAAGGAGACAGAGAGAAGAUUGAAGAACUGAGGGCCUUAAUUACUAAGUAUAUAAAUAAAGUUACUGAGGAGAAGUCAGAUUUUCUGAAUAUACCCUGUGACUUCACUGAGUUUGAAAAAGCAGAAGAAUGUUAUCAAAGAGUGUUCAGGAAGGGGCUCCCCAGUGCUAACGAGCAACAACUUCACCCUGACCAUAGCCACACUCAUGAAUAUUACAGCAAGUCCACAGACACUACGGUUGAAAAUUAUUUAGAAAGUUUUGUUACCAGCAAAAUGUCAUCUGAGAAGGAAGAGAUGAAACACAGCACAGCUAAAAAUCUGCCUCCGCAAAAUGCACCAAAUUGUGAGUCUCUGCAAGGGCUCAAUGGCAAGCUUGAUGGAGACCUGCCACAAGCUGUGGAAUGUGAGGAGAAGGAACGGGGCCAUCUACGGAAGGAGGCUGCUUUGAGCAUAGGCAGUGCAUUCGCUCCAACAUCUGAGCCUGAAGAGGGCAGUGAGGAAAUGUGCCAGGAUGCAGGUAGCUCCACCUGCACACGGCUUCCCCAUUCCUGACCUGGGACACAGACGAAGACAAGCGAGGCGUCUAAAGGCACAGCUUGGUUGUUGUGGUGGGGAGAAAGCUGGGGAAGCAGAAGGCCCCCAACUCAAGGCUGCUGAGCACAGUGUCCUUGCUUACAGCUUUUAAGUACAUUGGCGGGGGAGGGGGUGGCAAGCAGUCAAACUCAGGACCCUGUGCUUGCCAAGUAGGCACUUAGGGUGCUGAGCUAUAUCCCCGACUCUUCAAGUACAUUUUUAAAGAGUAGUCUUCUCAUAUUCUGUUCAUCUCAGCCCUAUAGUUGUCUGUACACCAGGUCUUAUUACCAGUCAUUAGUAGCUUCAGGCUGGCAUAAAGCUGAUAUGUUCUCAGUUUGUAGUCAGGCUGCCAUGUAAUCCCCAUCUGCCCUUCUGUCCAAAGAUAGUACAUGAUAAUAGCCUACCAACGAAAUCUCCAUUGCUUGCUUUGUCUCAUUUCCAUUUAGCCUUCUGGAACUGCAGGAUUAACUUUCCCUCUAAACUGGGCAUUAAUAUAGUUCUCACUUCUGAAAUAAACUAUGAAAUGAUUCUCUAA